AUGACAAAGCCAGAUGUUAAUUAUCAAAAUGAUGAAGAGAUUGCUAGUAGUGAUUCAAACGAUGAUAAAGAAUUUGAAAAAUCAUUACUACGAAAAAUGGAUUUGAGAAUUAUUCCUUUUUUAACUUUUUUAUACCUUUUAAGUUUCUUGGAUAGAGUUAAUAUUGGAAAUGCGAAACUAGCACAUCUUGAAGAGAGUCUUGGAUUAGUUAACGAUCAAUAUAAUUGGUGUCUUAGUAUUUUUUUCGUAGGAUAUAUCUUAUUUGAAAUUCCUUCGAAUUUAAUGCUUAUAAAGACAAGUCCAUCAAAGUGGAUUCCAUCCACGAUGGUAUUUUGGGGAAUUACAAUGUCACUCAUGACACUCGUAAAGAAUUAUCAUGGGUUAUUGUUAGCAAGAUUUUUCUUGGGAGUUUUCGAGUCUGGAUUAUAUCCAGCUGUUAUUUAUUAUAUUACAAUGUGGUACCAACGCUCAGAACAAAAUUUUCGUAUAGGAUUAUUUACGAUUGGGAGUAGUUUUGCUGGUUCAUUUAGUGGUUUGUUAGCAUACGGUAUCGUAAGAUUAGACGGAAAAUUAAACCUAAAAGGAUGGCAAUGGUUAUUUUUGAUCGAAGGAGGAAUUACAGUUUUGGUCGCCUUUUUUGCAUAUUUUUACAUUUCUGAUUAUCCUGAAAGUGCUAAAUGGCUUGACGAAAAAGAACGUAGGUUUGCUACUCAACGAUUAAUUCAAGAUGCUGGGAAAGCUCACGUAAUCCAUUUCGAUAAAACCCAACUUUUCGAAGCGUUUAAAGAUUGGAAAGUUUACGUGUCUAUGAUACAAAUUUUUGGACUUGCAACAACACUUUAUUCUUUUGCAAUGUUUCUCCCGUCUAUUGUAAAUGGAUUGGGAUUUGAUUUUGUCAUAUCACAGUUAUUAUCGGUACCACCAUUUUUAUGUGGUACUGCGUCAACAUUGUUUGUAGCCGUACUUUCGGAUCGUAAACGUAUUCGUGGUCCAUUUAUUGUUAUAUUAUCGCUUUUUGGGAUAGUUGGUUAUAUUUUAUUAAUUGUACCUUCAUCUGGUAUCACCGUAAAAUACAUUGGAGCUUGCGUUGUUGGAAUCGGUGCAAUUCCAUGUCUUGCAACUUCAGUUGCAUGGCUAACAAAUAAUGUGGCAGGUAACGGGAAAAGAAGUGUGGCGACGGCAAUGUUGGUAGCAUUUGCAAAUGUAGGAGGGAUAGUAGGAUCACAGAUCUAUCGACCAAACGAUGGUCCACAUUAUUUACAUGGUCAUUUAAUGGCUGCGAUAUUCUUAAUUGUCUCCAUUUUUUUUACCAUUGUACAAUAUUAUUGUUUAAAGAAAAUUAAUAAGAAAAAGCGAGAAGACCCGCAAUCGUUCUUGGACGGAAAGAGUGAAAAGGAAAUUGGUGCCAUGGGUGAUAAACACCCCGAUUUUAUUUAUAUUUUGUAA
Messenger RNA from Funneliformis mosseae, 1446 nucleotides. NCBI's taxonomy places the organism in Eukaryota, Fungi, Glomeromycota, Glomeromycetes, Glomerales, Glomeraceae. The record is from the annotation of a GenBank genome assembly.